CACAAUUCCAGCAACUUGCGCGCUAGUGACCUGCUUACGCCACACAUUGACCACGCGACAUGAUAUAGACGUUCCUCAACCAGCUCCACCUCGAUUCACGACCUCACGACUAUGGCACCCUCCGCGAUCAGCGAUGCGCCGGUUACCUCAGGGCGCAACUCCCCCAAGCCUCCGCCAGCGCGCAUCUGGAACGUGAGCGAGCCGCCUUUCGAGGGCUACAGACCAGUCGACAACGAGGGCUAUGCGCGCAGCAAUCACGAUACAGCGAUCAUCAUCGACAAUGGGUCGUCAGCAGUACGCGCAGGAUGGUCUUUCGACUCAAAACCGCGUCUCUCAGUGCUACCAAAUAUGGCGCGGUAUAGGGAUCGCAAGCUCAACCGCACAUUUACCUUCAUAGGCUCAGACGUCUACUCAGAUGGCACCGCGCGCGGGCAAUCGAAGCCUAUAUACGAACCUGGAGGCAACAUCAUAAAUAACUGGGACGCUAUGGAGGGCGUGCUGGACUACUGCUUUGUCAAGAUGGGUAUUGAUGGGCGGUCAGGGAGUAUAGACAGACCCAUCGUCAUGACCGAGCCUGUCGCCAACUUGGGCUACACGAGAAAGACCAUGUCCGAAAUUCUGUUCGAAUGCUAUGGCGCGCCUUCCGUCGCAUACGGCGUCGACUCGCUCUUCUCCUACUCGUACAACGGCGGUCGCAACGGCUUGGUCGUCGAUUCCUCCUAUACCUCGACCCACCUGAUACCCGUUGUCGACGCCAAACCGCUCCUUUCACAAGCCACACGACUCAAUUGGGGGCGUUUCCAGUCUGCGCAAUACCUGCUGAAGCUGUUGAGGCUGAAGUACCCUUCGUUCCCCGGCAAGAUCAGCGACACUCAGGCCGAGGAUCUGGUCAGAGAGCACUGUUAUGUAUCACAGAACUACGAAGAGGAGCUCAGCCGCUAUCUGGACUGGACAGGGCUGGAAGACCGCGACCACAUCAUUCAGGCGCCAUACAUCGAGCAGGUUGUCGUUCAGAAGACAGAGGAAGAGCUAGCAAUAGCAGCUGAGAAGCGCAAAGAGAGUGGAAGACGAUUACAAGCCCAAGCCGCCAAGAUGCGGCUGGAGAAGCUCAAGAAGAAAGAGGAGGAAUUCGAGUACUACGUACAACUACAGGCGCAACUACAAGAAAUCACCACAAAGAAGGAGAAGGCACGGGUGCUCGAGUCCAAUGACUUCGACGACGAGGGCCAGCUCGACAAGAGGGUCAAGGAGCUGGAGAAGUCAAUCAAGAAGACACGAAACAAGGACCUCGGCGACGACGCUGAAGAAGAGCAGCAAGAAGAGCCCACCUUCCCCCUCCUUGAAGUACCUGACGACCAGCUCGACGAAGAAGGCAUCAAGCAGAAACGGCAACAACGACUGAUGAAGUCCAAUUACGAUGCACGUCUGCGCGCGCGAGUCGAGAAGGAGAAAGAGAAGGCUCGUCAGGCAGAGGAACAACGUCUUGACGACGAGCGACGAGAAACCGACCCAGAAGGCUGGAUUGGCGAGCGCCGCAUAGCCCGCCAAGCCAUCGUGCAAAAGAUCAAGGAUCGUGAGCGCCUCAAGGCGGAGCUGGGCAACCGCAAGAGUCUUGCAAAUCAGAUGCGUAUGAAGUCUAUUGCCAACCUCGCUUCCGAUGCACCGUCCAAGAAGCGCCGCCGUGGCGGCGGGGAUGACGAUACUUUUGGUGCUGACGAUGCGGAUUGGGGUGUAUACCGUACGAUCGCGACGGGCGAGGGGUCAGAUGAUGAAGAGGAGGAAGAUUUGACCAAAUCUCUGAAAGACAUCGAAGCACAGCUGCUCAUGCAUGACCCGAACUUCACAGAAGAGUCAACAAGAGAAGCGCAGACAGACUGGACGAAGAGCGUGCUGCAUGCUUUUUUCCACGGCCCGUACCCAUACGAUUCCGAGUCCCAGCGCGAAGCACAUCAACUCCAUCUCAACGUGGAGCGUAUCCGUGUCCCUGAGGUCGUGUUCCAGCCCUCCAUCGCUGGACUCGAUCAAGCAGGCAUCAUCGAGAUUGCAUCCACGAUCCUCACCGAGCGACUUGCGAACAACCCCCGCCGCGAUGAUGUGCUAAAUGACAUCUUCCUGACUGGUGGCAACACACUGUUCCAGGGCUUUGAGGAGAGGCUGAGAAACGAGUUGAGGGCUGUGCUUCCUGCUGAGCAAAGUAUGAAGGUCAGGAGAGCAAAGGACUGCGUCCUCGACAGCUGGCGAGGUGCGGCUCGGUGGGGAGGCAAAAAAGAGAAUAGGCGCAACUUCAUCACCAAAGCGGAAUGGGCUGAGAAGGGUGGGGAGUAUAUCAAGGAGCAUGAUUUGGGCAAUGCUCUUGGAUAAGAUAUGUUCUAUUUGUAAGAGUAUUCUAGAACGAGGAUUGGGAUGAGGCGUUGAUUGGCUUGGUCGAGAUGGACAUUUGACACCUUACAGAGACAGCAAGGCGCUGCAUUCGAAUUUUACAUUACUUCGCACGUGGAGACGAAACAC
This is a messenger RNA of Macroventuria anomochaeta, 2508 nucleotides long. RefSeq names its product actin-like ATPase domain-containing protein. Bases 112 to 2361 code for a protein of 749 amino acids. The transcript has 3 exons. Gene Ontology annotation, biological process: regulation of DNA-templated transcription. NCBI's taxonomy places the organism in Eukaryota, Fungi, Ascomycota, Dothideomycetes, Pleosporales, Didymellaceae. The record is from RefSeq and is a predicted model, not a curated record. Gene Ontology annotation, cellular component: Ino80 complex; cytoplasm.